Pleurotus ostreatus (oyster mushroom) is the source of this 7299-nucleotide messenger RNA. RefSeq lists its product as uncharacterized. Bases 1 to 7299 code for a protein of 2432 amino acids. Lineage: Eukaryota; Fungi; Basidiomycota; Agaricomycetes; Agaricales; Pleurotaceae. The record is from RefSeq and is a predicted model, not a curated record. Gene Ontology annotation, cellular component: fungal-type vacuole membrane. The transcript is spliced from 44 exons.
AUGGAGCAGUACAGGCCUGCAAGCCGCGCAAGUGACGACUCAGGUUCCGCUGCUUCCCUCGCAGGACACGCUCAGCAGCCUGCUGGGUUCAAUCAGACAGCGGGAUACGCCAGGACCACACCCGCUGGCGUACCUGUGGGAGCGGGAGGGGUACCAGCUACCGGAGCUUACCGCGGAACUAGCGACGUCCCCCACGAUGCGCAAGAUGGGCCUCAGCCUGCGCCGCCGCCCCAUGUGCCAUUCUACAAGAAGAGGUGGUUCAUCAUCUCGCAGUUGAUUAUUAUUCCUCUGGGCAUCGCGUUACUUUUCAUUCUUCUCUUCCCGGUCAUCAAAGCCAUCGCGCAACUAGUCGUAAACAGAAGUACUUUGGAUAUACAGGUGGCCCAAAUAACGGAACCGUUGAAUAAUACGUUCCAACUGGCACUACAAGGAAACGUCGCUCACACGGGUAUCAUUAACGCUCGGAUCGAGUUCAAGAAUCCCGUACGCGUUACUUGGCUCGAUGGGGACAACGAGGUCCCCAUCGGUGUGAUGAAUUUAAGCCCUUUAUCGACGAUGAACAAACGCGCCACCAUUAAUGACACCACAGUGUUCAACAUCACAGACGAGGCUGCAUUCGGUCGAUUCGCUGGGCAGAUGAUUACCGCACAGAACUUUACAUGGAGGCUCGAGAGCGAGAACCUUCAUGUUCAAGCUCUCAAAUUUCCCUUGUCAAAAGGCAUCAAAUUCAAGAAGGAUGUAACGCUGAACGGAUUCAACAGUUUCUCUGGCAAUGUCGCUCUCAAGGACUUCAAGCUUCCAAGUGACAAUCCACAAGGAGGCAUCGAUUUCGUCGCCAUCACGACAUUGAACAACCCCAGUCCAUUUUCGCUCAAUCUCGGUACUGUGUUAUUCGAUCUUUCCUACAAGGAUGUCUUUCUUGGUACCGGGACCGGGACCGAUACUGUCAUCGCUCCUGGACCAGUGGAUGUUACGCUAAAAGGGAGACUCAUACCCCAUACAUCGGAGGCUGAGCUUGCAGUGAUGUCCGACCUCUUCACGCGUUACCUCAACGGGGAAUCUUCUCUUGUCUUUGCGACCGGGCGUUCAACCCUCCAAGGCGACAAUUCUUCCAUUUCAUGGCUCAGUGACGGUCUCAAAUCGCUCCGACUCGAGGUUCCGUUCAAGUCUUCGAUUCCAAUUGAUCCUAUCAAGACCAUCAGUAUCGGAGACUUCUCCCUUGCAUUCACCGAAGCGGAUCCAUGGUCACCCACUGCCCUUAGUAGAACGGUCGAAGCAUCUCUCCAGCUUCCAUUCGGGUUCGGUCUCUCGAUCGGUGAAAUCCAGAACGACUUCAAUAUCACGAAGAACGGAGCUGCUGUAGCAGGAUUAAGCACACCUCUCGGCGCCUCUACAUCCUCGAUCUCGGUUCUCAGCCCAGAUGACACAUCGGGCUCAAUCAAUAUCACGAUCGACAAUGCUAAACUCAACUCCCCUGAUCCCAUGCACCCGGCGUUUUCAGCCUUCAACGCGGAACUCACCAGUGCUGACAUGGCUGAGUUUCGUCUCGUGGGUAAUUCCAGAGCGAUCGCAAACAUGAGCAUAGGCACGAUUACCUUGGACCCCAUUAAAGUCAAUGUUUCUACCCACCUUCAGGGGUUGCAGGGUCUCAAGGGCCUCGUCAGCAUUGAUUCAGUGGACGUACUUGGAGGUACCACAGAGGGCAUCACGCUGGGCAUUAAUGUCAAUAUAUCCAACCCUUCUAACCUCAACUUAGCUACGGGUGACUUGCACCUGCAGCUAUUCCGUGAUGGCGUCCCCCUUGGGACUAAUUUGUUGCCCAACCUUACUUUGACGAUGGGUGACAACUUUGUUAAGGCUUCGUCUAAUUUUAAGGCCAAUGAUAGCCCCGAGGGGCUCCAGACGCUGAACGAUUUCGUGGGCAAAAAAGAUGUCAACUUGCACAUUGCCGGAUUUGAUCAAAGUACAAAAGUCGUGUCAUUGCUCGAAGCUUUCAAGUCCCUUGGAGUUGACGUGGUGUUGCCUGGCCUCAAGACUAAUUUGCUAGACACUGCGGAGCUCAGAGUUCUGCCGACCACUGGUCGGGCUAAUAACAUCAGUCACGUCCGAGUCAACCUCGACAACCCCUUUAGCACCGCCCUGAAGAUCACCAAGAUCACAUCCGCAGUGACCGUUCAGGGCAUCAACCUAGGUAACAUCGAGACGGACACAGAUUUCUCUAGCGACCCCAAGUCGAAGACGACAUCUCCGGAUCUUGACUUCAACCUCAACUUCGAUCCAAACUCGCUAUUCACUGUGACGCGCCUUCUUGCUGUUGACGCUGGGUUAGACACCACCCCUUUGGAUGGAAUAGUUGAUGUCGGUGGUUACACGUACCUUUUUACAACCGGUAAUCCACCACGCAAGCAGCAGAGAGCGAACAUCUUCACUGGGUUCAACCUGCCGGAAUUCGUGCAGACUGCUUUCAAGGAACUCAAGUCCGAUGUUGAGCUGACUACGGAUGUUACUAUGGGUGACUAUAAGACUACCCUCAAGUACACGCAACCCGGUGUCCCGACCAAGACAGAUGAGAGCCUGAACCUAAUUCUUCCUGUCUUGGCCCAGCCGAUUGUACAAAAGGUGGUCAGCGAGUCCGGGAUCAGCAUUGACGAUGUCCUCAUCAUCGACCCACAACAGAACUCGUUUAAGACGAGACUGAGAGGUGGGAUAAACAACGCUGGUCCAUUUGACGCCAAGAUAUCGUUCAACCAAGGUCUGACCGUCGUGUGGGCCGGAAAACCGAUAGGGAACAUGAAGCUUACCGAUGUUGAUGUGGUGGGCGAUGUUGGAGCCGUUCUCGAUGUGGAGACGACGUUCGAUGUGACUGACGUUGACCACAUCACCGAGUUCACCAAGGUUCUGCUCACGGAGGAAUCUUUCGAGUGGGAGAUCUCCGGCGACAACUUGACUGUCAGCGCCAUGGGAAUCCAGGUUGAUGGCAUUUCGUUAUCUUCGAAGAAAGUUACGCUGAAGGGAUUCAACGGCUUGAAAGGUGGCGUAAAGAUCAAGUCUUUCGAUCUACCCGCCAACGAUCCCGCCGGAGGUAUCCAUCUCACAAUCGAGGCUGACGCGACUAACCCUUCGCAAGUGGGCGUGCAGUUGUCUUCGCUAGGUUUCAACACGUUCGUUGGAAACACAAUGAUUGCCCCCGUCGCCAGCAAGGAGGUGACCCUUGCCCCUGGCUCUACUUCUCCCUUAUCGCUUGUUGGACGCCUUGUGCCUCAGGCUUCCCAGGAAGGCCUAGACAUUAUUUCUCAAGUGUUUACGAACUUCUUACAUGGGAAAGAUAGCAAUGUCGUUGUUCAUGGUGCCAGCGCGGGGCCCAGCGAGGUUACCUGGCUAAACGAGGGCAUCAAAACGCUCCAAGUUGACACGAUAUUGCCUAACCGAGGCCCUCUGGACGUGAUCCAAUCAAUCACCCUCAACGAAUUGAAGCUACUCUUCACCCAGGAUACAGCUUACAAACCCGCCACUAGCAGUAGUUCGACGUCAGCAGCUUUCACGCUUCCAUUCGGGUUUCCCUUGGAUAUUACUUCCUUGCAACAAAAAAUUGGCAUUUCGUUCAACGGCCAAUCAUUUGCAACCCUUGACCUUCCCAAAGCUCCUACAAAAACUGACGUCAAGAUGCGGGUGAUAGCACUGACAUUCAGUGACGUCCCUUUCGCCGUCGAUGGAAAUCGACACAGCGUGUUUGAUGACUUUGUAGCUGCCACCACAGUCGGCAAAUCAGUAACAAUGCACCUAUCAGGCAGCUCCAAUGCUGAGGCGAACACCGCCGUUGGCCUUCUCUCUCUUCCUGAUAUCGCUUUCUCGGUGGACAGCUCGAUUGACGGUUUACAAGGCUUGAACACGCGUCCUGUUACAGUCAGCGGCCUGGAUGUGAACCAUGGCUUCCCUGACUUCUUGCUCAUCAAAGUCGAUAGCGCUUUGUUCAAUCCGAGUAACCUCACAGUUGGAACUGGAGAUGUUUCCUUCGCCCUGCAAUUCCAGGAUCAAACCAUUGGUUCUGCUGAUAUCAAUGGCCUUGUCAUCCAGCCAGGCAAUGCAUCAUAUCCCAUUGACGUCCAUUACGCACCACAAGGGGCAGCUCAACAAGCCGGCCGAACACUGCUUCAAAACUUCCUUCAGGGAGUUGAUUCAGACACGGCUAUCUCGGGCAAUACUGGCUCUACUACUAUCGGCUCAUUGAAAUCGGCUCUUUCACAGAUUCGACUGAGCCCAGUAACCAUACCAGCUAUACACCAGACGUUGGUACAAAGCACAUCACUAUCGUUCCCUAUCGACAUCGUUGAGACGGGAAUUGCUUCUGCCACCUUUACCUUGGCGAAUCCCUUCACUGCCAGCAUCAAUUUACUACGCGUUGGGACCGUUGUCACUUUCCACGGUCUCACCUUAGGGAAGAUUGACAACGUAGACAUCUCUUCGUCACCAGUUCACGCAGAUGGCCACAGCACGGCGACAUCUCCAUCGUUGCCAUUUAAAUUUAACCUCGAGCCUAGCAACAUCAUUCGGCUCCUCAGCAUUUCGUCUCAAGAGCAGGACGUCAGUCUCGGCCCUUUGGGACAGAUGUUCCAGUUCUUGAUCGAAAAUCCGGAGUUCAAGCCUCCUGUGAAGACCGCCGUCGAUACUCAAGCACCUACCUGUGUUAGCGGGCAUCAAUUCGAUGCGGCGGGAGCCAUCUUAAAGUCGCUCUCUGGUUUGAAGGUUAAUUUAGCUGUCGACACGCAUACAAAGCUGGAUGACUUUGCGACGGAUUUAAGUUUCAAUCAAGCGAACGUCCCUGCAAUUACCGACAGGAGCGUUCUUUUCACCAUUGGCGCCGUAGCAGGACCCAUCGCUCAACAUCUCGUUGACGGAUCGAAGCUACAGUUCUCGGAGGCCAAUAUAACAAAUGUCUCUAACGAUGGAUUCGACUUGUCGCUGCAAGGUUCUUUGACCGACGCCGGUCCGCUAGAUGCUCUCAUUUCGUUCACGGAGCCCGUCACUGUAACGUGGAAUGGCAACAAUAUUGCGCAAAUAACAUUGCCCCCUAUUUGUGCGGCUGCUGACUCUGGGGUCCCCAACUAUCAAACGAAUGGUCGAUUAAAGAUUACUGACGUUUCUCAAUUCACCGCAUUCGCGACUGCGUUACUACAUGAUGAAUCCUUUGAAUGGACUAUAUCGACGGAUAAACUCCGAGUGCAAGCACUAGGAACCAUAUUUGAUAAUGUUUCUCUGUCAAAGAAGGUGUUGUUCAAGGCAUUCAACGGGCUCAAUGGUGUCACGAUCAGCAACUUCCAGCUUCCUCAUGAUGACCAUGCUGGUGGGAUCAGCAUUCAAACGGAUUCUUUGAUUCCCUCUCCUGCUCAGCUCGGUAUCCAACUCGGCACCGUCGGGUUCGAGUCCUUCUUCGAGGGUACUCAUGUAGGACCUUUAUCCGGGUCUGGUCUGUUCCUCACUGCUGGUUCCAUUACGCCUCUCCCCCUUACAGGACGAAUUGUCCCUCAGAGCGACUCUGACCUUCAAACCAUUGGAAAACUCUUCUCAGGCUUCUUAGCUGGCCAGAAUCAGACUCUUGUAGCGAAGGGUGAUUUCAUUCAACCCGGAGCUUCGUCAGUAGGAUGGCUCAGCGAAGCUUUCAAGACGCUCGAGUUGACUGUAACUUUACCCGGUCAAAUCUCUGAAGUCAUAACUGCAAUCACGCUUGACGACUUCGCAGUGACGAUGAAAACGCCCGACCAAGCGUUCGCACCUCUUGCAAGUUCCCAAGGAACAGUUGCUCAGUACAAGAAUCCAUUUGGGUUCUCGUUACAAGUGAUCGAAUCAAAGCAAACACUGAUUCUCAGUUCGUCGGGGGUUGAUAUUGCUCAACUCGACAUACCUAAUGCGCCCGCAAACGGCGGUGUUUCCACCGGAAAUCCUGUCGAUCUACCGAUUGCUUUCAAGGACGUACCUAUGAAGUCUCUGAAUAACCAAGGCUUCCAGGCCCUCUUCGCACAUGUCACAUUGCAGGAGACCGCGGCUCUUGACCUCAAAGGAACCGCUGACGUUACCGCACACACUGCGAUAGGCAACGUCCCCAUUUCCGGCAUACCCUUCAAGGUUCCUUCAAGCUUGAAAGGUAUCAACUCCUUCGGCGGUACCGCGUCUUUGAGCAAUGUAUCCGUGACGGGUAGUGGUGGAAACGGAGGUAGCGAAUUUAUCGUCUCGCCGUUGAUAAACACGUUGCACAACCCGUCCAAUGUCACGUUGAGUACCGUGGACAUAUCUCUACCCGUGAUGUUCAAUGGCGUCAAGAUCGGCAGGGCAGCAAUCGAUCCCUUCAAUCUCGUGCCAGGCGACAACGAUAUCCCUGCCGAAUUCCACUACCAACCCGACGACGCCAAUAAUACUGUCGCCCAGGGCUUCUUGACUCAGUUUAUUCAAACGGACAAUCGGUUGCCCCUUGUAAUCCAAGGAGACUCAGCUAGCACGCCGUUCGCUUCGUUACAACCAGCUCUCAGCGGCUUGCGUCUAUCGUCUCAGCUAGCAGGUACAAACAACCCAACUAUUAUCACUCACGUCCAAGUCCUUAUCACCUUGGAUUCCUUGGUCACCAACCUCGUAUCCGUCAACUUCGACGUCUUCAAUCCCUUCAAUACAGAUCUCGUUAUUGAAUUCGUACAAAGUGAUUCAGGCGUCAAUGGCCAGAUAUUCGCCCACUUCGAGCAGCCGUUCGACAAUUUCGUCAUUCCCCCAGGUCAAACAGUCAACUCCGGAACAUUCGGAAACGUCCUUCUUACCCAAGGUGCUAUUGCAGCGUUGGACAUUAUUCCGCUAGGUAUUCUGGAUAUCGGCGCGGCGAACACGGUAAGGAUCGGGAGGGGCGGAUACCAAGUGCCGUGGCUACAACUUAAUCAAAAAGCGGUUCCUACGAAGUACGACCUGCAGCUUGGAUUUUCUGCCAUGAAGCAGAAGGCCGAGUCGGUCAACGCAACGUCGAGUUCUGAGGCGCUCAGCAGUACGUCGGCUAGUGCGUCCACAGCUGCUGUCGAAAGCUCGGCUGCGGCUCCCGAAUCGACAAAGGGCGAGGCAGAGGCACUUCCUACCACGAAGACACCAGAUGCCGAACCUUCGAUCAGUCAGCCAGAAGCGAAACCCGAGCAAGAUGCACCGCAAGCCAAACCAACACCAACACCCUCUGCCAGCGAAGAGAGUCUUAACGAUUCGAAGGAUCCGUCGGCAGCUGCAACCAUACCCGAAACCACACCCCGAGAUGCCCCAUCGAGGACCUCUUCGUAA